GCCGGUUUAGAUGCUGCCCAAGAAUUUUAGUAUGGUCACACUCCGAAGGCCAUUGUUUCGCCUUGAUUUGGCAAUGUCUAAGUAUCGGUAAUGCCAAUUUUUGGCAUGGAAACGAACCAAACAGCCCCGUAAUCUGAAAUUCCCCACCCCUGUCCUUCUUCCUCCAAAUCUCCUGCUCCUCUGACCUCGCCCUAGAUUGCUCUCUCUUCUAGUCUAUACCGCCCUACCGAGACAGGGAGAUGCGGAGGCCGUCGCCUUCGCCGACUCCGGCGAGGGGCCCGGCGGCCGCCGCCGCCGCCGCCGCCGCCGUGGUGAUCCUUCCGGCAAUCUUCCCCGGGCUCUUCUCCCCGCUGGGCCAUGCCUUCCCUUCCCUCUUCUCGGAAUGGAAUACCCCUAAGCCAAUGCAUCCUUCUCUUUUAAAUGAGGCUCUGCAAUGGGCAAUUCCAGAUGAACAGAAGAGAGAGCUCUGGUCACCCUUGCCAUAUCAGGGGUGGAAACCAUGCUUGAAACCAUCAAUUGCUCAUGCAUUGCCUCUGGAGCCAAGCGGAUACAUCCAGGUAUUUCUUGAUGGCGGACUGAACCAGCAAAGAAUGGGGAUAUGUGACGCAGUUGCAGUUGCAAAGAUUCUUAAUGCUACUCUUGUGAUCCCACAUCUUGAAGUAAACCCUGUUUGGAAAGACUCAAGCUCAUUUGAAGAAAUUUUUGACGUCGAUCACUUUAUCAACACCUUAAAAGAUGAAGUUUCUGUCAUCAAAGUGCUUCCAAAAGAAUUUUCAUGGAGCACAAGAGAGUACUAUGGAACAGGCAUCCGUGCUACAAGAAUAAAAACUGCACCUCUUCAUGCCUCAGCAAAUUGGUAUCUGGAGAAUGUCAGUCCUAUCCUGCAAAGCUAUGGCAUUGCUGCCAUUGCCCCCUUUUCUCACCGCCUUGCAUUUGAUGAUUUGCCUGCGGAUAUUCAACGCUUGCGUUGUAAAGUUAACUUCCAAGCUCUAGUUUUUCGGCCUCACAUUAUCUCACUGGGGGAGACUCUUGUGAAGCGCUUGAGGUAUCCAGUCCAGGGGCAUUCCAAAGAAUUAAUCCAUCAAGUAGUAGAAGAAAGCACAAAUCAAGCUGGAAAAUAUGCAGUUUUGCAUCUCCGUUUUGAUAAGGAUAUGGCUGCACAUUCUGCUUGUGACUUUGGAGGUGGCAGAGCUGAAAAAAUGGCUCUGGCUAAAUACAGGCAGGUUAUCUGGCAAGGGAGGGUAUUAAAUUCACAGCUAACUGAUGAGGAGCUUCGAAACACAGGACGCUGCCCGUUGACUCCAGAAGAGAUUGGGCUGUUGCUCGUAGCCCUUGGCUUUGACAGCAGAACUCGACUCUAUCUUGCUUCUCACAAGGUAUAUGGUGGGGAAGCCAGGAUUUCUAGCUUGCGCAAACUUUUCCCUCUGAUGGUGGACAAGAGAAGCCUUGCAUCUGAAGAUGAACUUGCUAAUUUUGAAGGGAAGGCUUCUGUACUGGGAGCUCUUGACUAUUAUAUCAGCAUGCAUAGCGAUAUUUUCAUCUCUGCAUCGCCUGGGAAUAUGCAUAAUGCAAUGUUGGCUCACCGAACCUAUGAGAACUUGAAGACCAUAAGGCCAAAUAUGGCAUUGCUUGGCCGCAUCUUUGUGAACAAGAGCAUGGAGUGGUCAGAGUUUCAGCAGGCUGUACAGGCAGGGCACAAAGGUAGAUACGGGCAAAUCAGGCUGAGGAAGCCGAAGCAAUCAAUCUAUACUUAUCCCGCAACAGAUUGUAUGUGCCAAGAGUAGCAGGCUAAAUUUCAUAUCAAAGAUGAGGUUCUGCUUGGCAAGAAGCUUAGAGGAGAGGAAGAGAAUGCUUUGGAUUGAGGGGUAUUUUAGGAAGUAAAAGUUGUAUCCAUACCCAAACCAAGUGUAUGCCAAACAUAGGAAUGAGAUUAAAUGUUUGUAUCCUUAUCCCAAACCCACCUCUUCAUAUCCCAUCUCAUACCUACCCCAAACCCAAUGCCUAUCCAAACUCCAUAAAGAUUUCUGCUUGAUCACCAGCUAAAUAGCUAAUGUUGCAAUGCCAUUCCUAAUACUGGCAUUUGCUUGCUCAAUUGGAUAUGGAAAUUGCCAAUUGUUUCUGAAGUUCUCAUUUAGCUCAUCAAUUGAAUCUUAGCUUACACGAGAUUGACCUUUAUCCUCCAAGGAAUCCAAUCCUGUUCCAGUUUCCAUGUGAAUGUUGUAGAUUUUGAGACUGAUGUUUAUAUACUGUGCAGAUGUAACUAACUGGAAUUCUUGGUUGUGACCAGUGAUAGCAACAUCUGAAUUUCCACUUUCUACUGUUCUGCUUCUACAUCUAUUUAAUUCCAUCCAGGUUUCUUCAGUUCUA
Phragmites australis (common reed) is the source of this 2367-nucleotide messenger RNA. RefSeq names its product O-fucosyltransferase 39-like. The record is from RefSeq and is a predicted model, not a curated record. NCBI's taxonomy places the organism in Eukaryota, Viridiplantae, Streptophyta, Magnoliopsida, Poales, Poaceae. The coding region runs from base 240 to 1784 and encodes 514 amino acids. The transcript is spliced from 10 exons.